CCUUUGGAGAACUGUGCUUCGGGUGUUUCGUCUCCUUCAAUUUCUUCCUCGUAUACUUAAAGCUUUAUUUAUCUAAAGUCCAUUACGUUUUGGCUUUCUUCUCAAGUAUAAAAAUGUGUGAAACAAAUUUCAGCAACGAUGUUGCGAAUGUGUGCUAUUUUUAACGUGAGCAACAUGAGGGAUCACAGCUUCGUUUACCUUACUUAUUGAAAAAAUAAGCACGAAUCAUAAGAAGAACUGUAAUUAGCCAUAAUGGUAAAGUCAGCAACUAUUAAGGGCAUAAUAAUACGCUUGGUAUUCCUAUUUCACGGUUACGUUAUUACAUGGCACUGGCCAAGUUAUAGCGCCGGCUUUAUAAUUCCGGUUAAUCUGUUCAAAUAUCCCUGGUACUUGAGCUUUGCUACUAACUUGUUGCUGCUCUUCGAGGGUAUUUACACCUACAAAAUAAAGAAAAGUCAAGCAUGGAAAUGGUUUCAGCCGUCUGUAAUUUUAUAUCUUCUUAGCGUGCUGCCUACAAUCUGGUACUUAGAAGGGAUGAAAGCAUUCAGUAUUGAAAAUAAAAGCGAAAGCUGUAGAAGGGAAGCAGAACGACGGCAGGACUUGUGUGACUUGAUAAAUCCAAAUAAUCCGUCACCUAAUAUGCGGAUUAUAUUAUAUUAUAUAAUUCGUGCUAAUUGCUUUGAUGUCGAUACCCGCGAUUAUUUAGAACAUGCAGACAUAGAAUUGAACGAUAUAAUUGGUUCUUAUAUUCACACCCAAUUCUUGAUGCUGAAUCUGGUAAUCAAUCAAUGGAUGUUGAACAGUGAUUUGACUCGAGAUCAAUUAAGCCAGCUGCUGUUACUUUACAUUGGUACCGCAGCUGAAAUCAUGAAUGUCUUUUCUCUCGCCACCGAAAGAAUAAUAAUGUUUUUCGGAUAUACGAUAAUGCCUCUCGCACAUAUCAUGUGUAUAUGGUCCUUGGUGCAGUUCACACUUGCGCCGACAGUCACCAAGUCGAAGAAAUCUCGAUUGUUGUCCGGUAAUACUGCCAGGGAAAAAGUUCAAACGGAAACCAAUGAAAGCAGCAUCGAUUUACGAAGACUCUUUCUGGGAAACAAAAAUAUAAUUUUUCAAGUAUGUGCACGAACAAUACACGUGAAAGCAUCGGAGAUAGUUGUACUAAAUACAUUUUUUGGAUAUCUUUCAAUUAUUCACGUUGUCUGGUUCGUGAAGCAUCUUCAGUAA
This is a messenger RNA of Vollenhovia emeryi, 1224 nucleotides long. RefSeq names its product transmembrane protein 26-like. Bases 253 to 1224 code for a protein of 323 amino acids. NCBI's taxonomy places the organism in Eukaryota, Metazoa, Arthropoda, Insecta, Hymenoptera, Formicidae. The record is from RefSeq and is a predicted model, not a curated record. The transcript has 3 exons.